UUUCCUUGUAAAGUGCGGACAUUACAAGAAAGCAGAAUUCUCUCUCUCUCUCUCUCUCUCUCUCUCUCUCUCUUACAUUUGUUAUAAGCUCCCUCCCCUACACUCCUCUUUCUUUUAGAGAGAGACUGAGAGAGCUUUCAAUCGAUCGCUGGUUUUUUCGCAUCAAUGGCGUGUUCGAGCUUUGUGAAAUUGAACGCUUCCUCUUCACCGUGGAUCGGCCACCAAUCCUUCAAUCAACGGGCUCGACCAUCCCGCCAAGUUGCCCCUCGCCGUGUCGCCGUCAUCCGCGCCGGAGCUUACUCCGACGAACUCGUCAAAACCGCCAAAACUAUUGCGUCUCCUGGUCGCGGAAUCCUUGCCAUUGAUGAAUCAAAUGCUACCUGUGGGAAGAGGUUAUCAUCUGUUGGCCUGGACAACACUGAAGUCAACAGACAGGCUUAUAGACAGCUUUUGCUGACGACUCCUGGCCUGGGUGAAUAUAUUUCUGGUGCAAUUCUUUUUGAGGAGACACUUUACCAGUCGACCACUGAUGGUAAGAAGUUUGUAGAUUGCUUGCGUGAAGAGAACAUCGUACCUGGCAUCAAAGUCGACAAGGGAUUAGUACCCCUACCAGGAUCCAAUAAUGAAUCUUGGUGUCAGGGAUUAGAUGGAUUGGCUUCUAGAUCUGCUGAAUACUAUAAGCAAGGUGCUCGCUUUGCAAAGUGGCGCACAGUUGUCAGCAUUCCCUGCGGCCCUUCCGCUUUGGCUGUGAAAGAAGCUGCAUGGGGACUUGCACGUUAUGCUGGUAUUUCUCAGGACAAUGGCCUUGUGCCUAUAGUGGAACCUGAGAUUCUUCUCGACGGGGAUCACCCUAUUGAGAGGACACUUGAGGUGGCAGAGCGUGUUUGGGCAGAAGUCUUCUACUACUUGGCAGAGAACAAAGUUAUGUUUGAAGGUAUCCUACUUAAGCCUAGCAUGGUUACUCCGGGGGCUGAGCACAAGGAAAGAGCUUCUCCAGAAACUAUUGCCAAAUAUACUCUCACUAUGCUUAACAGGAGAGUACCUCCUGCAGUUCCAGGAGUCAUGUUUUUGUCGGGAGGACAAUCCGAAAUGGAGGCAACUCUAAACUUAAACGCAAUGAACCAAAGUCCCAACCCUUGGCACGUCUCUUUCUCGUAUGCACGUGCAUUGCAGAACUCUGUGCUUAAAUCCUGGCAAGGACGUCCUGAGAACAUUGAAGCUGCACAAAAGGCUCUUUUGAGUCGUGGAAAAGCAAAUUCUUUAGCUCAGCUUGGUCGCUACUCUGCUGAUGGUGAGAGUGAUGAUGCUAAAAAGGGCAUGUUUGUCAAGGGCUAUACGUACUAAAGACAAAAGUACGGUUUGUCUCAUCUUUCCCUUUUUUUUUUUUUGGCCGUUUGUUUUUCCCUUGUUAAUUAGCAUAGUGGUUUUACUCCCUUAUUGUGUACUUGUUUUGAAUAAUGGCUUGUGAGAGCACAAUUUCGAAAUGUGACCCAGUAGAAGUUGGGGUUAUUGAAAGAGAACAUCUAUGUACCAUGGUUGAGGGACGUUUAUUAAACCAGUUCUGGGUCUUGGAAGGUA
Molecule: messenger RNA, 1578 nt
Organism: Rhododendron vialii
Lineage: Eukaryota; Viridiplantae; Streptophyta; Magnoliopsida; Ericales; Ericaceae
Product: fructose-bisphosphate aldolase 3, chloroplastic
Exons: 6
Coding region: 166-1344 (392 amino acids)
Biological process (GO): fructose 1,6-bisphosphate metabolic process; glycolytic process
Cellular component (GO): cytosol
Molecular function (GO): fructose-bisphosphate aldolase activity
Source: RefSeq, a predicted model, not a curated record